Pseudogymnoascus verrucosus is the source of this 2355-nucleotide messenger RNA. RefSeq lists its product as uncharacterized. The transcript is spliced from 6 exons. Lineage: Eukaryota; Fungi; Ascomycota; Leotiomycetes; Thelebolales; Thelebolaceae. Bases 98 to 2275 code for a protein of 725 amino acids. Gene Ontology annotation, molecular function: zinc ion binding; DNA-binding transcription factor activity, RNA polymerase II-specific; DNA binding. Gene Ontology annotation, biological process: DNA-templated transcription; regulation of DNA-templated transcription. The record is from RefSeq and is a predicted model, not a curated record.
AGCUGAUCGGGACGGAUCCCCAGCCGCGAGUGCUUAUUUUGACAGGUCAAUCAUUUCGGAGUGAGAGCUGGACUGGGAAGAGUGUAAAUACUCCGUCAUGUCGGAACAACACAACCCCAACGUCGCGGCCGGGCUCGAGCCAAAUGGCAAUUUUUCAUGGGAUGAUUCCUUCGCAAGUGAAUCCCAAUCGAAGCGGCAGUCUUCGCACCAGGACAAGAAGAAGUACCAUUGCCCAUGCGGCAGCACCAUGUCUCGAAGCGACGUACUGUUGCGACAUAUUCGAAAGUGCCAGAUGGCCCGGGAUACACUUGAGAGCUCGGGUUCCACGUCAAGAAGGCCGUCUCGGUCUAAAACGGCGUGCAAUGAGUGUGCCGCCUCUAGACUGAAAUGCGACUCUCAAAAUCCUUGCUCAGGAUGCAAAAAGAAGUCAUUGAGGUGUGAGUACACAAGGAAAGGAUACUCGGAUCCAUACAAAGUCUUCCGUAUCCCAGCGGCAAAUCCUGUCGUGGAACAGGCACAACAGGCACCCGAGCCACACCCUCAUCAGCCUCAAAACAUGAAUGCAGAAUCUGCCGCCAGCAUUCUACCAACGCCGCCUGGCAAUACUAUAUCUGCUGCGGAACAAAGUGGUGUGCUGGAAUUCACCGGGUUUGAUUUUAAUACACCCUUCGAUCACACAAAUGCGACCCCCCUUUCAGGCUACAGCUCAGCCGGCAUGAAUGAUGCUUUCCUAGACCUAGACUGGGACUCAUUAUUAACGAAUUUAGACUGGCCGGAAAAUAUGGUCUCGGCAAACAAUGCCGCGACGGCUUCGUCAGAUUUUACCGAAAUAAGCUCAGUUCCGAAAGAGGCUGCAUGGAAUUUCACUGAAGGGCUUCAACUGCGGCAAAUCGACAGUGUCGAAGCCAAGUGUGUUGAGAUACAGAACUACAUAGGGGCGUUUCAGACGGGUAUUGACCAUACCAUUCUAUCCAAGUACAUAACUCGAGAUCGGCUGGUCGAUUGUGUCCAGCUCUACGGGAAAUGCUUCCAAUCCAUCCACCCCAUUCUUCAUUUGCCAACAUUUGAACUCACUAAGACGCCACCUGACUUACUUGCAGCCAUGAUGCUAGUGGGCGCUUGCUAUUCCAGCAACAUCAUUCCUCCAGCGAUUGUUGUACAGGGGGCAAUACAUAUGCUGCUUGUAUUAGAGUGCUCGUCGCACGAAAGAGCAAUGAACGCGCCCCCAUUAGCAUCAAUACAGGCCACUGCUCUAUUGUGUCAGCUCCUCAUUUUAACCCAGAACCCCCAAGCCUAUUAUUUCGCCACAAUGUAUAGAGCUCGCACCAUCUCGAUGGCCGAACGUGCAGGUCUUUUCUACGCCAGCGACACCCCAAGUCACUGGGAUUUGAAAGAGAGCUCCUUUGAUUGGUUUCAAUGGAGUCAAUUAGAGAUGCGAAAAAGACUUGCGCAUCACAUUUUUGUCGACGACAUUGGAGCCAAUAUGUUUACACGAAGCUCAUCACACAUAUCACCAUUCACGUUCUACGUCGACACACCAUGUUAUAAUGAUUGCUGGGUAGCCCCCACUGCGAAUGAAUGCCUAGAGAAGCUACGAAUCGCACCUCCUCCUAUUAAGGUAGCAACGGCUGUCAAAAGGCUUCGAUCGGCCUCCUCUCUACAGGGCAAUCAUCUUUUCGAUGCAUCAGAUUGUGGGAUGCUUGAAAUCAUAGUAGCGCUUCACAACGUACUGUUCCGCGCAAUGGAGGAGAGCUUGGAUGAUGAGAAUAAUGUGCCACUGGACGACGCCACCUCGUCAACCCAAUCAACAGAUGUGAAUUUCUCAGACUUACUGAAUCGCGACCUCCUCAAUUACGACAUUGCAAAUAUUGCCAGUAAGAUUGUCGGUAAAUACGGGUCCGCCUCUAUCAGACGCGUUGACGAUGCUCUCGAUGCCUGGCUGAGGAAUUGGAAUGCUCGUCUAAGGCGUGACAUCUACGACGAGAGACACGGCGCCUUCACUCAUCCAUUGAACUUCUGGCUCCUGGCUAAAUUGUUUGUCGUUCUGCACUUUUUUCGAAACCGUUAUCAAGGAAACGUCCCCGACAUGGGGGAGGAUGGCCAACCACAACGAGAUUCAGAACUGCAUGCAUUCUACAACAAUAAUGGAGCGGCCCAGGGUAGGUUGGCAAUCCAGAUGCAGGUGAUUGGUUGGCUAUCAAAGCUUAGAAAGCAACGAGAAGGAAGCUUGUUGUCUGGCGGGAGUUUCAUAUCGGAGGUUUUGAACAUGCAAUAGCGGUUAGUACACUUCGAAUGUAAAAGAGAAUGCUUUACUUAAUUCUAUAAUGAUAUCCCAAGUAAGUUUAGACGUAAAUA